GGAGACCCGAGGAGACAAGAGGAGACAAGAGGAGACCCGAGGAGACCCGAGGAGACAAGAGGAGACAAGAGGAGACCCGCGCGUGAUGACGUGAGGAGCUCGCGCUCAUCCAGCGUCUCCACCUCGUCCGCUAAAUAAAGGUUCUUCUUCAUGUGACUGACGUGAAUCGGGAUGCAGAGAGAUACAACUCGCUUCGUAUAGUAAUGAACGUGAUUCUCAUUUCCAAACUCGUUCCCUCGUCUCCUCCUUGGUCUCCUAGUAGGCAUCAUGGUGGACAUCGCAGUGAAGAGCGGCGCCGCUUGGACCUGUCCCACCCAGGGACAUCGGCUGGCUCAGGUGCUGCUUCCUGUUCACGCCGGAGACCAAGAGGACGGAGGGGAGGAGCCCGGCCGGCCGGACGGAGACGACGCAGACUGGGGCGGCCCGGUGCUGCUGCAGCAGACGGAGGGAGGCUCUCCCUGCGUUCUGACCCUCCGCUGCCCCCCCGGCUCCCCCACCGCCAUCAGCCGCCUGCUGGUCGUCAGCGAGGCCAGAACCAUGGAGGCGUACGACCAGAUGGGAGAAUACUGCGCUACGAUACGCGGGGAGAGAGACGACAGCGUCCAGACCGACAGUUCAGACAGAGGGCCUUUCUACAAGAAACAGCUGAUCCUGGAGCCCCCGUCCUCUGCCUGUGACGUGAAGCUGCUCUCCCUGGGCGGUCGAAGCAGUGUUUUGGUGUGUCGGGUCAUCGUGGGCCUCCAGAGGUCGCGGCCCUGCGCGGCGCGCGGCGCCGGCAUCGACAUGCAGCAGGUGCAGUGUCUGGUCGAGGAGAUGGGGGCGAGCCUCUCGCCGGGAGCGCAGAACCUCAUGGACAUGGUGCACCUCCAGCAGAAGAACCAGAGCAGCUCCCUGGGGGGCUUCCUGCCUCUCCUGAUGGGAGGUGGAGUGUUCUCCGCCCUGGCUCAAGGAGCCAACGCCUCUCCAGGAGCCGUCGGCAACCAGCCCCGGCCGGCAGACGCCAGGCCUCCGCUUGGCUCCACCAGGCCUUCAGAUGAAGCUCCUCUGGCUCAGAUCGGAGCGACGUCAGACGCCUCCACCUCCUCCACCUCCCCAGGCCAGCUGCUUCCUGGUGGCAACACUAACAAGACAGCCCGCGCUGACACUGGAGGUCCAGCGAGCCACGCCCAGCUGGCGGAGAUGAUGUCCCGCCUCAUGCAGGGGCGGGGCCCCGGCCCCGGCCCCGAGCUGCUGCCCGUGCUCCAGAGCCUCUGUGGUCAGGUGACCCAGCUGAGGAUGGACGACGCCACUGCGCUGGCCGAGCGGGAGGAGACGAUGAGAAGCGGCUCGUGGCAGCUGGACUCGGCCAUGGAGCGCCGCCUGGAGGAGAUGGAGAAGAGGCUGAAGGAGCACGUGGACCGGCGCCUGGACGCUCUGGAGCAGAAGCUGGAGAAGGCUCUGCUCGCCGCCCGGGGGCCGGGAGACAUGAGCGGCUCAGCAGGGGGCGCCGCGUCCACGGGGCCCCCCGAGCAGAACCCCCCCACCACAGCCGCGCGCUGAGCACGUCUACACCACAGAAGAAGGAGAUAACGUGAAGAUGAGAGCAUCUGGACGCUCACUGGGGGACCGGACAUGUCCUGCAUGUCUCAUCCGCCUGUGGACAGGAGCAGCUUUUUAAAGCGAUUCUAAUCAGUCAGCGUUUUAACAUGUGAUUAAAAGUGCUCUCAUUCCUCACUGUGAUGUUUUAAAUGAUGUACAUGUGUAACAUAAUUCUAAAGAUACUAACAGAACACUGGUGGUUUUAUGUUAAUAUUAAAGCAAUACACAUGAA
Molecule: messenger RNA, 1810 nt
Organism: Gasterosteus aculeatus aculeatus (three-spined stickleback)
Lineage: Eukaryota; Metazoa; Chordata; Actinopteri; Perciformes; Gasterosteidae
Source: RefSeq, a predicted model, not a curated record